Molecule: messenger RNA, 711 nt
Organism: Morus notabilis
Lineage: Eukaryota; Viridiplantae; Streptophyta; Magnoliopsida; Rosales; Moraceae
Exons: 2
Coding region: 1-711 (236 amino acids)
Biological process (GO): proteolysis
Molecular function (GO): aspartic-type endopeptidase activity
Source: RefSeq, a predicted model, not a curated record
AUGCCGUACCCUCAUGUGCCAACCUAUCGUCCGCCUCAAUAUCCACAGUUUCAGCCUCAAGCAUCGGGACUGGUGCAGAUACCUCCACCACAACAAUAUAGGCCGGGGACCCAAAGGCUUAAUAUUGCUUAUAAAGGAAAGGGAAAAGCACAAGGACAAAUGUAUACCCUGACAGGAGGCAGUUCUGGAGGACAGGCCAGCAACACGAUGGCUGAGGGUAUGAUCAUAAUCUCUGACUCUCUAGCACAUGUAUUGUUUGAUACUGGUGCUACCCAUUCCUUUAUAUCAAGUUCUUUUGUGCAAACCUUAAAACUGAAAUCUAAGAGUUUAGAAACCCCGAUGAUGUUAAACUCCCCAUUGGGUUGUGUGAAGAUAUUUAGCCUCUGUAGAUUGUGUGAAAUCACGAUUGGAGGUGAGCGAUUGAGAGCUGACCUGAUAAUCCUUCCGAUGAGCCUGUUUGACGUGGUACUCAGAAUGGAUUGCAUUGGGGGACGGAGAAACCUGGCAUGCUUUUCUUUCCUUUCUGGUUUAGAAGGUGAACCAGAGGUAACAAGAGAUAAUGCAGGAAUUCCUGUGGUGGAUGAGUUCGUAGAUGUAUUUCCUGUUAAGUUACCUAGUUUACCGCCAGAUCAGGAAAUUGAAUUCAGCAUUGAUCUGAUUCCGGGAACGGCUCCUAUCUCCAUUCUUCCCUACCGAAUGGCACCUGCAUAA